Wallemia mellicola CBS 633.66 is the source of this 1257-nucleotide messenger RNA. RefSeq lists its product as hypothetical. The record is from RefSeq and is a predicted model, not a curated record. Lineage: Eukaryota; Fungi; Basidiomycota; Wallemiomycetes; Wallemiales; Wallemiaceae. Gene Ontology annotation, molecular function: nucleotide binding. The transcript is spliced from 3 exons. The coding region runs from base 1 to 1257 and encodes 418 amino acids.
AUGAUCCACACACAAUCACAAAGAAGACGCUCAUCAAUUGACCCAUCAAAGCUCCAGCCGAUGUUCAAGGUUGAACACAAACCAGGACCUCAGUUCAACGUCAUGUUCAUCGGCGCAGGUAACAUAAACUUUGGUUCUGACGAAGGUCCUUGGAACCACAGUGCAAGAAUAGAGAACAAAUGGGGCACCAGAUUGAGAGUAACAGCCCUCAUUGAUCCAUCAAAGGAAAGAGCUGAUAAGGAAUUAGAAAAGAAGAGAGCUUCUUUCGUCGCUGUCGCGUACAACGACACAAAGUGGUUCCCAAACCUGGCGGAAGCUCACGCUAAUCUUAGCCCAGCAGAGCAACCGGACGCUGUUAUUGUUGGUGCACCACCACAAUUCAGAGGUGGUUUGAACCCACCUGCAAAUUUGGAGCUUGACUUGUUGGAAAAGUUCCCAGAUGCUGCAUUAUUCCUUGAAAAGCCUGUAACUACAGGUCCUUCAGCAGAAGCCGUAGAAGUUGGUAAGAAGAUCGCUGCAGCUGGUAACGUUGUCUCAGUUGGAUAUAUGCUUCGUUACUCUCGUGCGGUACAAACUAUGAUUAAGAUUAUCGAAGAGAACAAUCUGACUGUUAUGGGUACAGUCGCAAGAUACAUUGCCGCUUACGAGAAGAUCGCAAAGGAUGACUGGUGGGACAAAUCUCGUUCAUGUGGUCCAAUUGUCGAACAAGCAACUCACUUUUGUGAUUUAUCAAGAUACUUUGGAGGUGACGUUUCCUUAGAUACCGUACAAGCACAUUCUGUUGAAUGGAACGAAGAGCCAGGAAAGCUUUCAAAGAUGCCAAUUGACGAGGAGAAGAUUAAGAUCGAAGAUCGUAUUCCAAGAUUCACAACCGCUAACUGGAAAUACGACACCGGUGCUGUCGGUACACUCGUUCAUGGUGUCGCACUUCACGAUACUGAUUACUACACUGAGCUCACCGUAUACACGGAUGGUCACCAAUUGAGACUCGUCGAUCCAUACAACAACCCUGCACUCUAUGUCAGAAAACCAGGUAGCAAUGCAGAAUCUCACAUGAGUUUCGCUAACGAUGAUUGCUUCUACUCUGAGAUUAGCAACUGGGGAGAUGAAAUUGAGAAGCAUGAGGAACACAACCAAGGCGAAGAUCUCGAUACAAGAAUUUUGUCCACUUAUGAGGAUGCUGUACAAUCUUACGAACUUACAUGGGCAAUUCGUAAUGCCGCUGAAGCAGGAAGGAAGUUCCCAGCUCAGAACUAA